AUGCUCGUGCUCGUCGUUUACCUGCUGCUCCUCCCGCUCGCAAGCGGCCUCAUCUCUGCCGCCGUCCUCCCGGGCGCAUGCCUAAACGCCACCUUCGCCGAGUGUGACGACCCCUCCUCUGCCAUCAACGGUGCACCCGAGUGCGAGCCCGCGGUUCUCGACGACUUCGUGGCCAGCAUCAGCUCCGGCAGCAUCGAGAACUGCAGCGGCUCGCUUUUGAUGUUCGAGUGGCUGUCAGCUCUCGCGCAGCAGUGCCAAUCGACGGGCGCGUUCAUCUCGUCGCAGGGAAUGCGGCGGAUAUUGUGUUCGCCCUCGACACCCUUCUUCGAUCUCGACGCGCUGGACACUGCCGCCGGCAUCUUUCUCAUUGGCACCAGCUACAAGUUGCCCAUUGACGCUUGGCAGGGCUUCUACGCGGCGGACAUAGCGGGCUGGCAGUGGGUGUCCAUGCUCCCAAAGGACUAUGAGGACCUCGGCUUUACCAAGGGUGAGGCGUACGGGGCGUACGAGGGAGCGCAAGGCACGGUCGAUAAAUACGGCGAGCCGGGCGAAUACGCGUGGCCCGGUUUGGACGAUAUUCUCGGUCCAACGAUUAUAACGCCGCAGAUCGUGCUGCAGCGCCUGAUUGACGUGCGCUCUCCAGAGUACUUUGAGGUUGAGUACCUCGUCACGCUCUCCUGGGAGGACCAGCGCAUCUUCAGCGAGUGCAACGGGACCGUCAAGUCGACGGAGGCCAAAGACCCGGGCCGCAAGGUGGACACGUGCGACAUCUACUGGCGGCCGGAGCUGCAGCUUCCGAACGCGCUGGAUGGAGAGGUAACGCUCGUGGAGGACAGCGGUCUCACGACCGUCGUCGGUACGGACUGGGACUCCGAGUACACAGAACGCGUGGCGCCGCCGCGCUCCUUGGCUCUCCUCUCAUACCGCCAGCGGGCCAAGUUCAUGGCCGUCAUCGAUGAGCGUGAGCUUCCGUAUGACUCGCACACGCUCGACUUUGUGAUGGCGAUGCCGGACGUGCUCGCCUCCGAGGCGUGCUUCCAGGUCGGCGGCCCUCGCGACACGGUCCUCGUCGACUUGCCCGCCUCGCAGCUCGGGUCGAGCUGGGGGCGGACGGGCGACCCAGUCAAGGCGCGGGGCGACGACCUCCAGGUCCGCAAGUCGGUUGGGGUGGGCAAUCCGAUCUGGGACAUUGUCGACUUCACGGCGGAGGUGGUCGUAAUGCCGACAACGCUCGGGAGCGUGGCGGCGAUGGCUACCUCCGACUGGGCGACUGCGAACAACCCCUCCUUCCAGUACCGCACCCUCCUCGAGGCGCAGGGGUUCGACUUUGAUCAGCAAGACAGCGACCCGACGAGAUCCACAUGCGCCCUCCGCCUCUCCAUCACCAUCGACCGGCGGAUGAACUACCACAUGUGGAACUUCAUGAUCAUGCAGUUUGUCCUCGUCCUGCUCGGCAUGUGCACGUUUGCGGUGGACCCGUGCGCCAUCGACGCCCGGCUCGGCCUCGCCUUCACGAUGGUGCUCGCGAUCAACGUGUUCCAGAUCCUGCUCGUCGAGAACCUGCCCGAGAUGGGGGACCUCAGCAGGCUGCAGUGGUUCACCAU
Molecule: messenger RNA, 1604 nt
Organism: Emiliania huxleyi CCMP1516
Lineage: Eukaryota; Haptophyta; Isochrysidales; Noelaerhabdaceae
Exons: 6
Biological process (GO): monoatomic ion transport
Cellular component (GO): membrane
Molecular function (GO): extracellular ligand-gated monoatomic ion channel activity
Source: RefSeq, a predicted model, not a curated record